Messenger RNA from Arctia plantaginis, 780 nucleotides. Lineage: Eukaryota; Metazoa; Arthropoda; Insecta; Lepidoptera; Erebidae. The record is from the annotation of a GenBank genome assembly.
AUGUCAUUAGAAGAGGACCCAAAAGUUAACGUUAUGCAGGGUCUUAAAACUGUUUUGUCCAAAAUGGAACUUGCUGUCGCGAAACGUAGCAAAGAUCUACCACAGAUAGCACCAAAGUUAGUAGCUGUAUCUAAAAUAAAACCAGCAUCUUUGAUUUUGGAAGCAUAUCAAAUAGGCCAAAGGGAUUUUGGUGAAAACUAUGUUAAUGAACUUGCAACAAAAGCCAACGAUCCUCUUAUAUUGGAAAACUGUAAAGACAUUAAGUGGCAUUUGAUUGGUCCCCUACAAACAAACAAAAUCAACAAAGUGCUUGGUGUACCAAGAUUGCACAUGAUACAAACGGUACAUUCACAAAAGUUGGCUGAUAAUUUGAACAAACAAUGGGGCAAAUAUAGGAAGGAGGAGGUAAAACUAGCUAUCAUGGUGCAGGUUAAUACAAGUGGAGAAGAAGCAAAAAGCGGAAUUGAACCGGAAAAUGCUUCAAAGUUAGUUGAGCAUGUACUAAAGAACUGUGAAAACCUGGAUUUCAAAGGUCUUAUGACCAUUGGAGAAUAUGACUAUGAUGUUUCCAGAGGACCAAAUCCUGAUUUCAUCUCUUUAGCAAAGAUCAGACAGGAAGUAUGCCAGAAUUUAAACCUUGACAUAAAUCAAGUGGAGUUGUCUAUGGGAAUGUCCACAGAUUAUGAACAUGCAAUUGAAAUGGGAGCAACAACAAUACGUGUUGGUUCAACAAUCUUUGGACUACGACCACAAAAAAAUCAGGAAAUUGAAUCUCAAUGA